UUCCUCAUGGCCGCAACGGUCAUUUUCUUCCUCCACUUCACAUUCUUCACCACCGUCUUCGCCGCUUCACCGGAAACAAAAGCUCUCACCUCCUUCAAACACUCUCUCCACGACCCUCUAGGAGCUCUCGACACCUGGAACGAGUCCUCCCCCUCCGCUCCCUGCGACUGGCACGGCGUCCUCUGCUCCUCCUCCCGCGUACGCGAGCUCCGCCUCCCCCGUCUCCGGCUCUCCGGCCACCUCACCCCGCGACUCGGCGAGUUGACUCAGCUCCGUAAACUCAGCCUCCACUCAAACGACAUAAACGGCGUCAUCCCGUCCACUCUCUCGCGCUGCGUCUUCCUCAGAGCCGUUUACCUUCACUACAACUCCUUCUCCGGCGAGUUUCCGCCGGAGAUACUCAACCUCCCUAAUCUCCAAGUCCUCAACGCCGCUCACAACUCCCUCACCGGAAGCUUAACAAACGUCACCGUCUCCAAAACCCUCCGUUACGUCGAUUUAUCUUCAAACGAAUUUUCCGGAGCCAUUCCGGCGAGUUUCUCGCCGGAAUCUUCUCUCCAUCUCCUCAACCUCUCCUACAACAAAUUCUCCGGUGAGAUACCGGCUUCCCUCGGUCACCUACAGAGCCUACAGUAUCUAUGGUUAGACUCUAACAACUUACAAGGAACAAUACCAUCAGCACUAUCCAACUGCUCCUCGCUGAAACACUUCUCCGCGUCCUUUAACUCCCUCACAGGCCUUGUGCCUGCGUCUCUCGGGAAGAUUCGGAGUCUCGAAGUGUUAUCACUCUCGGAAAACUCACUAACCGGUUUAGUCCCGGUUAGUCUUCUCUGCGGUUAUUACGGUUACAACAACUCAUCCUCCAUGCGGAUCAUUCAGUUAGGAGUUAAUAACUUCACGGGGCUAUCAACGCCGUCAAAUGAGGCAUGCGUGAAUUUAAAUCUCGAGGUUCUUGACCUUCACGGGAAUAGCAUUGAUGGCGAGUUUCCGACGUGGCUGUUGACCGGUUUGACCUCGUUAACGGUUUUGGAUAUUUCCGGAAACCGUUUCGCCGGCGAGUUUCCUGGUAACUUCGGGAACUUCACGGCGCUUCAGGAGGUUAAAGCAGCGAACAACUCCUUCGUCGGUGAAAUCCCGACGAGUAUAGGAGAAUGCAGGUCGUUGCGGGUCGUUGACUUUGAUGGAAACAAGCUCUCGGGUCAGAUUCCGAGUUUUCUUAGUCAGUUACAGUCUCUAAAAGUGUUAUCUCUCGGAAGAAACGGGUUCUCGGGUCGGAUCCCAACGGAUCUUAUACACGGACUUGAAGUGUUGACUCUCAACGAGAAUCAUCUCACGGGAGAUAUACCGUUGGAGAUAACGAAGCUAGCGAAUCUCAGCGUCCUUAAUCUCAGCUUCAACAGAUUUUCCGGUGAGAUUCCGAGCAAUGUAGGUGAUUUAAAGAGCUUGAGUGUUUUAAACCUUAGUGGAUGCGGGUUAACGGGUCGGAUUCCGGGUAGUAUCGCGGGUUUAAUGAAGCUUCGGGUUUUGGAUUUGAGUAAACAGAGAAUCUCCGGGGAGUUACCGGUUGAGCUUUUUGGCUUACCGGAUCUUCAAGUGGUUGGUUUGGGACAGAACGCUUUAACCGGCGUCGUACCGGAAGGUUUCAGUAGUUUGGUUAGUCUACGGUUCUUGAAUCUUAGUUCCAAUUUGUUUUCAGGACGUAUCCCUUCGACCUAUGGGUUUCUCAAGUCAUUGCAAGUGCUUUCUUUGUCUCAUAACCGGAUCUCCGGUUCUGUCCCGGUGGAGAUUGGGAAUUGCUCUAGUCUUGAGGUUCUUGAGCUCGGUUCGAACCGGUUAGAAGGUCACAUUCCGGUUCGUUUUUCAAAGUUAUCUCAUUUGAAGAAGCUUGAUUUGAGUCACAACAAGUUAACGGGGGAUAUUCCGGAGCAGAUUUCUAAGGACUCGUCUCUGGAGACUCUCCUGCUUAAUUCGAAUUCUCUAUCUGGUCCUAUACCGGAAUCGUUAUCAAGAUUGAGGAACUUAACCGGGUUGGAUCUUUCUUCAAACCGGUUUAACUCUACUAUACCAUCAAGCCUCUCUCAGCUUCAUUCCCUUAGCUACUUAAACUUAUCAAGAAACAGCUUAGAAGGGGAGAUUCCACAAGCUCUAGCAGCACGUUUCAACAACACAUCCGUCUUCUCCAAUAACCCGAGACUCUGCGGUAAACCGCUCGGUUUAGUAUGUGAAAACGUUAAGAGAAGGAGAAGAAGAAAGCUGAUCCUACUUAUAACACUAGCAGCAGCUGGAGCGUUGUUGCUAUUACUAUGUUGUUGCGGCUACGUGUUCAGUCUAUGGAGAUGGCGCAAGAAAAUAAGAUUAGGUUUGGGUUGGGACAAGAAAGGGACACCAUCACGUACCUCCGGUACUAGCUCCGGCGCCACAAGGGGAGAUGAUAACGGUGGACCUAAGCUAGUGAUGUUCAACAACAAGAUCUCAUUAGCUGAAACCUUAGAAGCAACAAGACAAUUCGACGAAGAAAACGUAUUAAGCAGAGGAAGAUACGGUUUGGUUUUCAAGGCCACCUUUAAAGACGGUAUGGUUUUAUCGGUACGUAGACUAAUGGACGGUGCUUCAAUAACCGACGCAACGUUCCGUAACCAAGCAGAGGCGUUAGGUAGAGUUAAACAUAAGAACAUCACUGUCUUGAGAGGCUAUUACUGCGGACCACCUGAUCUAAGACUUCUCGUUUACGACUACAUGCCUAACGGAAACCUCUCAACACUCUUGCAAGAAGCGUCUCACCAAGACGGUCAUGUCUUGAACUGGCCGAUGCGUCAUCUCAUCGCGUUAGGAAUCGCUAGAGGACUAUCUUUCUUGCAUUCUUUGUCUAUCAUCCACGGAGACUUAAAACCGCAAAACGUACUUUUCGACGCGGAUUUCGAAGCGCAUUUGUCGGAGUUCGGGUUAGAUAGGUUGACGGCGUUGACUCCAGCGGAAGAACCGUCUACUUCAUCCACCCCGGUCGGGUCUUUAGGCUACAUUGCACCUGAAGCGGCGUUAACGGGUCAGACGAGUAAAGAGAGUGAUGUCUAUAGCUUCGGGAUCGUGUUGUUAGAGAUCUUGACGGGUAAAAAAGCGGUGAUGUUUACUGAGGAUGAAGAUAUAGUGAAAUGGGUGAAGAGGCAGCUGCAAAAGGGACAGAUCGUUGAGUUGCUUGAACCGGGUUUGUUGGAGCUUGACCCGGAGAGUUCAGAGUGGGAAGAGUUUUUGUUGGGGAUUAAAGUUGGGUUGUUGUGUACUGGAGGAGACGUUGUUGAUCGUCCGUCUAUGUCCGAGGUUGUGUUCAUGCUCGAAGGGUGUAGAGUUGGUCCAGCGAUUUCUUUAUCAGCAGAUCCUACUUCACCUACUUCUCCAGCCGCAGCAGCAGCUUCUUGAAAUUGUUAUUUUUUCUUAAUAAAUUUUCCUUUGUGGAUAAUCUGUUGACUUUCUAUUGUAUCUUGUCAUGAGUAGGACAAUCAAAAAAGUUUAAGUUGUCUAAUCAAGGAAUGUAGGUGAAGUCAAUCAAGUUCAGUGAACAUGUAUUAUUUCCGGA
Messenger RNA from Eruca vesicaria subsp. sativa (arugula), 3571 nucleotides. The record is from the annotation of a GenBank genome assembly. Lineage: Eukaryota; Viridiplantae; Streptophyta; Magnoliopsida; Brassicales; Brassicaceae.